AUGGAGCUGUCUUGUGAGUCAGUCAGAUAUCCUGAGGACAGAAGACCGUCCAGCUGCAAGUUUGUGGAGCUCCAUGUGCUGUAUGUGCCAGAUGACCAGUGGAACGUGAAGCUCAAUAAAGUCCCUGCUGAAGCCAUCGAGACCUUCAUAUCUGCCGGGUUUAUCAGAGUUUAUCCUGAUAUCACCCUGAAAACUCUGAGAAGCGAGUUGGGAGCGCUUCUUGGCGCCGAGAGGAACAUUGACAAAUUCUCCUUCCUGAAAUGUGUGGGGCGCAGUUUGGCACUGGUCAAGAGCAAACAGGAGACGGAUCUGAAAGUGAAAACAUUCGCUCCACCGUAUGCCCCACAGCCGGAGCUUUACCUGCUGCCCACCGUGGAGAACGACAGCAGCGUUUGCUCCCAGUCUGUCACCACAGACACCAGCAGCAGCUCCCCAGACCACCAGACUUAUUACCACCCACCCAAGGCGUGCAGUCUGCCAGCAGGAACAAAGGAGCCUAUUAAAUUCCCCCUCAUCCCCCAGUGUUCCCAUCAGCCGCCUCCCACCCCCAGCCUGGAGGAGGAGGAGGAGGAGGAGGAGGAGGAGGAGGAGGAAGAUGAGGAGCAGAGCUAUAGUUCUUCAGAGGCAGAGGGAGACAAUGAAGAGGAGGGUCUCUCUUCCAACAAAUGGGCAGAGCAACAACGUUGCCCAAGGAGGCCUCAGAAUAAAAGAGCGCCACAGCCUGUUUCACAGAAUAAAGCCUUACAACGCUGUGAAGCUGACUCAGCUCAGGUGAAGGAGUCGCAAGUGAAUGAAGAAACCUGCAGACAAAAGAGACAGUACCACAGACAGAACAGAGUGAUCAGAAAUUCAGGAGUCGCCGAGUCCCUGGAAGACCGAGAUUCAGGCUUCUCCCUCACAGAUGGGCUCGGGAAAUCAAAAGAUGCACAUGCACCAAAGUCCAUCAGGAAUAAACCAACAAGUGAAGCAGAAGAAAGUGCAGCUGUGUCUCGGGCUGUUGGGCUCACCUCUCUAGAUGUGGCCUUUGUCACUCAAAAAACAACUGCCCCUACUGUCUUUCAUACAAACAGAGAGGAACUGAUCGAGGAAAUCAAGCUGGUGAGGGAGGAGAGAAAGCAGCUGGAGUGGACGAGGCAAGAGUUACUUAGAAAGGGGAAAGAUUUGUUGGCUCAAAACAGACACCGCAGGAACCAAGCACGUGACAGUUGGAAGAAGAAAUAUUUUGAAACCAAGAAGGCCACAGCACCUUUGGAGGAAAACCUGAGAAACUUAAAACAAGAGUUGGAGACAUUUUACAACAAACUCUUGCACCAGCUCCAGGCCAGAGAUAACCGAGGGAAGCCAAGACGACAGGGCAGAUCUUCCAUAAAGAAUGAGCUCAUUAUUCAUAUCAUGACGGAGAGCCAUGAGAUCGACAACCUAAAGAGGAAAGUAGAGGAUGCCAAGAUGAAGCUGGUAACGGAGAUAAAGUUGAGGAAACAGGCUGCCACAGAGCUGAGGGCCCUGAGGGCUGAGCUGGCCCAGAAGAAGAGUCAGACCUCUCACCCUGGUCCCAUGGCCUCUCUGAGCUUUGGAAAUACCACACGGGACAGACAGCAAGCGCAAAGCACCUCCAUCUAA
This is a messenger RNA of Plectropomus leopardus (leopard coralgrouper), 1620 nucleotides long. RefSeq names its product spermatogenesis associated 1 (gene spata1). The record is from RefSeq and is a predicted model, not a curated record. NCBI's taxonomy places the organism in Eukaryota, Metazoa, Chordata, Actinopteri, Perciformes, Serranidae.